AAUGCUGCAUAACACAUAAUUUAAAAACCCUAAGAAAAAAAUCGGAAGUUUGUGGAAGCAAGAAGAAGAAAUGAUGAAUCCAGAAUCCGAUCAUCCUUCAUCUCCUCGUCAACGUAAGAUUGGAAUCGCCGUGGAGCUCUCUGAAGAAAGUGCCUUCACUGUUCGUUGGGCUGUUGAUAACUACAUCCGUCAGGGAGACGACAUCAUUAUUCUACACGUCUCUCCAACCGCCGGUCUCUUUGGAGCCGAUUGGGGAUAUUACCCUCUCCAAACUCAACCUCCUUACACCACCGCUUCUAUUUUCUCCAAAGUAGCGGAUCUCGGGAAGCCAUUGAAGGAAGCUGGAUUCCCUCACACGAUUCAUACAGUCAAAGAUUACGAUAAGAGAGAGAGGCUUUGUCUUGAGACUCAACGGCUCAAUCUCACUGCUCUGAUUAUGGGAUUUGGUGAUGGCUCUGUUAGUGAUUUCUGUGUUCACCACUGUGUUUGUCAAGUCGUUGUGGUUAGAUACCCUGAUGGUCCUGGCAGUGUUGAAGGUACUCGGGCAGCGCCUAUUGUAACUUUCAAAUCACGUACGGAUGAUGACGAAGAGAUAGAUAAGGCUAAGACUGCUCUGACUGCUUCUGUUCAUCAUCAACACAUCAAAGCCAUGGAUUCGGUGUCAAAGCAGCCUCUUCUCUUUUGCCCUCGUGCAUAUUUUACUAACAAUGAAGAAGAUUUUCGCGCGAUGCAAUUCCGAGAGCCACCAAAUCUUUCAUCUCCAUCUUUUCACCUCACCUCCUUAGUUUUGGGCAACGACUUUAACAUAACACGCAAAUACUACUACGACAGACAUGGCAAGGGCUUCAUUAAAGGCCAUAGACCUAACAAACAAUGUGAAAUAUGCUCCAAGUCAUUACUCGGUACCACGUUUUAUUCCUGCACGUUAUGUCUCCGUCCUUCAUGUUCCCCUCUUCAAUCUUCAGUAUUAUCACGCUCUUCAGGCUACUACCACGAAGCCUGUAUCGAGCCGAUAUCAAAGCACCCAUAUCAUCCUAAACAUGCUCUCCGAUUUCGUUAUGAAUCAGGUCAGAUAUGCUUAUCUUGUUCAACUUUUAAGGAUUUUGCUUACCAUUGCUCUAUAUGCAAUUUUACCAUGUGUCAAGAUUGUGCUAGAGAGCCACCACUCUUUGCAAUAGACUAUCCAAAAAGGCAUGAGCAUACACUCUUCUACUUUCAAAGGAAAGGCUCCUUGAUUUGUGACGUUUGUGGGUUGAGUGAUGGCAGGUCUUUGCUGUAUUCCUGUGUCAAGUGUAAUUUUGUAGUCCAUAAAGAGUGUGUCUAUUUUCCAUGCAUCAUAAAAAUAUCACGUCAUGAACAUCGUCUCUCCUUCAAUUCUUCACUUACUCCUGAACAAUGGUUAUGUGGAGUGUGUCGUGAAAGCAUAGACACAAAUUUUGCAAGAUAUUCUUGCGUAAAGGGUUGCAGUUUCGCGGUUCAUUCUAAAUGUGCAACGCGAAAAGAUGUAUGGGACGGAAAAGAACUUGAGGGAGAACCAGAAGAAGAUGAAUCUCUAUAUAUUUUUAAGUCGUUCAAUGAGAUAAGUGAUGGAAUUAUAGAAUAUUUUCGUCACAAAAGUCAUCAUAUGAGACUGGACGAGGAUACCAACAGAGCAUUUGACGAGGAUAAACGUUGUCGAGCAUGCACGUUUCCUAUCUGUGAUGAUCUUAUUUACAGUUGCAUGCAAUGUGAUUUUAUCCUCCAUCAAACAUGUGCACAUCUUCCUCCGAGGAAACAACAUGCGACACAUCCUCAUCCCCUUCUUCUACUGGUGGAUGAGGAACAUGAAGAUUAUUUUCAAUGCACUGCUUGUAAGCGUGAAAGCAAUGGUUUUGCGUACACAUGUUGUGCUAGGGAUUGCAACUUCACAUUAGACGUAUCUUGCGCUUCUAUAGCUGAGUCAUUGAUUCAUCGGUUUCAUCCGCAUCCUAUUUAUUUAAUACAUGAAUCCACAGCGCAAGAGUUCUGUUCGAUUUGCGGACAACUCAUAGGUCAUCGUCUAAACUGUGGAGAAUGUCGUUUUGCUUUGUGUUUUGGGUGCGCCACUUUACCCAAUAAGUUGAGGUAUAAGCAUGAUGAACAUUUUCUCAUAUUUUCUUAUGAUGAAGACUUCAGUGGUUCACAAGAAAGUGGUCCGCAUUUGUGUGAAGUUUGUGAAAAACAAGCAAAUCCGAAGAAUGGAGUUUAUAUGUGCAAUGAUUGUAACGUCACACUGCAUGUUGAAUGUCUUCUUGGAAAGGAGAUGUAUAUGAUGCCUAUUGGAGGGCUCAUUUCCCGUAACGUAAAUGUUGAUAUUCUUCCCAAUAAUCGUCUCACUCGCAACAUAUGCCAACGUUGCCAUAAUCGUUGUCAAGGAAAAAUAAUCUUCAAAGCACGUGACAGAUCAACAUUUUUAUGUUCUUUGUUUUGUUGUCUGACGAAGAGUUGGGUGGACAGAGACACAUAGUCCAAACGAAACGAUUAUGGCAAUAGAGUUAUGAACAUACUAGAUCGUUGUCGGUAAUAGAGUUAUGGACAGCUUGCUUAAGACGUUGGUUUGAAAUAGUAGAAAGCUAAAAUGAAAAUUUCCUUGAUUACGUUAUUACUUGUUCUUGUCUCUUUUGCUGAACAUAGAGAUAUGUUGCUCUUUUCUAUGUAUCUAUUUGCUUUCUCUUUCUCUUUGCUUCCUUCUCAUAACUAAUGUUUAUUUGGGGCAUAUAUAUAUGAACUUAUAUAUAAAAAAA
Messenger RNA from Arabidopsis thaliana (thale cress), 2762 nucleotides. RefSeq names its product zinc ion binding protein. The coding region runs from base 71 to 2485 and encodes 804 amino acids. Lineage: Eukaryota; Viridiplantae; Streptophyta; Magnoliopsida; Brassicales; Brassicaceae. The record is from RefSeq and is marked reviewed. The transcript has 2 exons.